This is a messenger RNA of Rotaria sordida, 1668 nucleotides long. NCBI's taxonomy places the organism in Eukaryota, Metazoa, Rotifera, Eurotatoria, Philodinida, Philodinidae. The record is from the annotation of a GenBank genome assembly.
AUGUCGAUAACUUUAAUCGAAAAUUUAUCAAAGGAAUUUUUCUUUGAAAUAUUUGAAUAUCUUGAUGGUUGCGAAAUUUAUCAAGCAUUUUCAAAUCUAAAUUAUCAUUUUCAACAAUUAAUUAAUUCGUUAUUUCUUUCAUUGAAAUUUAAUUUUUAUCGUUUAACAUCUGAUAAUGUCUAUACAAAUACUUAUAAACAACUUUUAUUUAAUAAUAAACAUCAAAUACUUUCAUUUCAUAUAACAUUACCAUUAGAAAAAGAUGACUUUUUGUCAUCAUUUUCAAUUGAUUCAUCAUUUGAUCAUCUGGAAUCACUUAUCAUCAUUGAUAUUUCAGAAAAUAUACUCCUAUCACUUCUUGCUAAUUUAUAUUCAUUAUCUCGUCUUUUCUCAUUAACAAUCGAUACACAACAUAGAAUAAAUGAUUUAAGUGAUAUUUAUCGGUUAAUUUUCACUUUACCCAAAUUGAAAUAUAUUAAAUGUUCUUCAGAAAUAUAUGUUACAUGUGACUUAUUGCCGAUGGCUACCAAUGAACAGUUCAGUAAUAUCGAAUAUUUUAUUAUUGAGCAUCCUUUUGCUUUUAAAGAACUUUGUACUUUAAUAUCUUAUGUACCACAACUUCGUCAUUUAACAUUUUCGGGUCUAACCGACGAGGAUAUCAACAUUAAAGUUAUUAAAUCAAUAACAUUAUCAAAUUUAACUCGUCUUUAUAUCCAAAUAGAUGAAAUAUCAGCUGAUAAACUUGAAAUAUUUAUUAAUAAAUUAAAUGCAAAACUCAAAGUAUUAUCAUUAGGAUGUACAUCUGUAGAUAUUGAUUAUCUUAAUGCUAAUCGAUGGGAAAAUUUUAUUUUAAAUAAUUUACCACAAUUGGAAAAUUUUUAUUUUACAUACCAUGCAUAUUUUGGAGAUGAUGAUAUACCUUCAAUGUAUUUCGGAAUUCGAGAUCAAUUUAUUUCAUCAUUUUGGCUUCAACGACAAUGGACAUUAGAAACUGAAAUUGAAUUUGAUACAGUCCGAUAUUCAAUCCGUCCAUAUAAAAAACGAUGGUAUGAAUACGAUAAACAACAUAUCAUAAUAAAUCAAUAUUCUAAAUCAAUACGAUUGAUUAUAAAAGAUGUAUCUCCUGAAAAAUGGUUUAAAACAUUAUCGAUCAAUCAAUAUAUAGAUCAUAUAUUGACGGUAACAAAAAUUUAUCAUUUAGAAAUUCAAGAAACAAUUUGUUUUAGUAAAUUAUGUGAAAUUUUAUAUAACUUACCUGAACUUGAUACAUUACGUAUUCAUUCUUUAUCAUUUUCAAAAACAGAUUAUUUAUCAGAUGAAGAACUCGAUAAUGUUAUUGUUUUAUUAAGUAAAAAUCACAUUACAAAACUUUAUUUUGAGAAGAUGAAUGAAAUAGAAGAAAUUUAUUUAUUGAUGUUAGCUUUUCUUCAUAUAAAUUAUCUUCAAAUCAAAUGUGUUAAUUAUAUGGAAGCUGAAUUAUUAGUAAAAUUUAUUUUAACACUUAUGAAAAAUGAAUCUUAUCAUUUAAUUCGAUUAUUAUGUUUUUCUAUUCCAACAGCAGAUGAUAAGAUGGUUAGAAAAUUAGAAGCUAUAAUCAAUGUUAAAAAUUUACUUUGGAAUUGUACGAUUAAACGUGUUGUCGAUAAUAUUUAUCUAUAUUGGAAAUAA